AUGGUUGACGUACCGAUUGUGCAAGACCCAGGACUAUCCUUUUUGCCAGCCCCCAUUCAUGAUUCUAGCUUGCCUGAAAUGCGGAUUCCAACAAACUCAGAUGGCGCUCCUGUCCGAUAUGCACUGGCAAAGAGCUCUCAGAUUUCUGCAAUGGAUUCACAGCUUGAUUUCACUGAACACAUUAGGGCAAGCCUGCACAGCAGAAACAGCACAUAA
Messenger RNA from Protopolystoma xenopodis, 216 nucleotides. The record is from the annotation of a GenBank genome assembly. Lineage: Eukaryota; Metazoa; Platyhelminthes; Monogenea; Polystomatidea; Polystomatidae.